Sceloporus undulatus (fence lizard) is the source of this 673-nucleotide messenger RNA. It is a transcript of the gene RPS13, whose product is annotated as ribosomal protein S13. Lineage: Eukaryota; Metazoa; Chordata; Lepidosauria; Squamata; Phrynosomatidae. Bases 87 to 542 code for a protein of 151 amino acids. Gene Ontology annotation, biological process: translation. The transcript is spliced from 6 exons. Gene Ontology annotation, molecular function: structural constituent of ribosome; small ribosomal subunit rRNA binding. Gene Ontology annotation, cellular component: ribosome; nucleolus; cytosolic small ribosomal subunit. The record is from RefSeq and is a predicted model, not a curated record.
GCGCGUCGGCGUCACUUCCGGCUGGGCAAAGGCUUGAUCUGCGCAGGCGCCUAGCUGGGUUCUUUCUUUCCGCCGCCGCCGCCAUCAUGGGUCGCAUGCACGCUCCCGGGAAGGGCCUGUCCCAGUCAGCCUUGCCCUACAGGAGAAGCGUCCCCACAUGGCUGAAGCUUACUUCUGAUGAUGUUAAAGAACAGAUCUACAAACUGGCAAAGAAGGGCCUGACUCCCUCACAAAUUGGUGUAAUACUGAGAGACUCCCAUGGUGUUGCCCAAGUUCGUUUUGUGACUGGCAACAAAAUUCUCCGGAUUCUUAAAUCCAAGGGUCUUGCUCCUGAUCUUCCAGAAGACCUUUAUCACUUAAUCAAGAAAGCUGUGGCUGUCCGUAAGCAUCUUGAGAGAAAUCGUAAGGAUAAAGAUGCCAAGUUCCGCCUUAUUUUGAUUGAGAGCAGAAUUCACAGGCUGGCUCGUUACUACAAGACCAAGAGAGUACUCCCACCUAAUUGGAAGUAUGAAUCAUCUACAGCAUCUGCUCUGGUUGCAUAAGAGCUCUUGUAUUCAUCGAUGGAAUCAUUUGCAUUUUUUCUCUGCCAUGCCUACUUCAAAGAACGUUCCUUAAGCUGGUAGAAUAAGAUGUCAUCUUGACCAUACCAAUAAAAGUCUCUGAUUUUUUCCCA